AUGGCCGAAAUUACCGAAGAUCCUAACAUAGUUCCACCAGUCGCUACCUUAACAGACCCUUCGGACGAUAUAGUUAUAUUAGACUGGGAUAAUGUGUGGAUUCCUCGUCAAUCCCGUCUCCUAGCUGAUGUUCAUGCUGUUGAACAAGAUCGUGAUGAUGAUGAAGUUAGGGACAAGAAGGUGUCCUAUAUGUUAGAGAAGAUUCAAUCGGGUUAUGGGUUUGCAAAGUAUGAAUGGCCUGGUGGCGUCAUGUCUUUGGACCUUAUUGACAUUGUUAAGACUCGUUCCAACAAGAAGAAGAAGAUGAAGCCUUUGUUGAAUUCUCCAAAAGGCUCAGUCAAACGUAGAAGGUCAACCCAUCUCAAUCCUGACUUACCACCAUCUCUUUCACAAGAUUUGGCUGCUCGUGUUGAUUCUCUUGAAAAUAAAAUUGGUGUUCUUAAAGCUCAACUAAAGAAAGUCAGCGACCGUAAUACACUUAUUCAGAACAGGUUUAGGGACUCUAGAUUCCUACAUGCUACACGCAGAGCAAAACCCUCAAUGUUCCGCUUCAAGAAACUCGUCCGUAACUCUGCUUCAGAAACAACCUCAAGAUUCAUGCAUGCUAGAUGGAGAGCAAAACCCACCUUUCUUCGAGAGCUCUUUGGAAAGGAUACUGGUGAACAAGAUUGGACUCAUUUUGAACAUCCGUUAGGUGGUCUUGACCGUAACUCUGAACCACAACUGUCUAGUCGUCUUGAUGAUAUUCAGAUGGAAGAAACAAUAGAGUCCUUCAACACCGCACUCACUGAACACCAAUCUGAAAAUACGGACAAAGAGUCUGAAGAAGUUGGACUUGAUGUACCAACUGUUAUUUCUCAACCUCUUAAGGUUUCACCUGAUGUGGUUCCUGAAGCGUCUGAACCCCCUCUAUCUGCUCAAGAUAAACCUCAAGAAUUCCCUUCUGUGGAUAUCAAUAUCGGUCUUUUGAAUGAUGGGACAUUAAACCGAGAGAUUGAAUUUCCUGAGUAUCAGCCUAAUGGUGAACAAGUGUUCAAGACCCCAAUCCAUAAUCAGGUACAUCAUACCAUUCCAAAUACAUAUACUUUAUUUUUACAUUGUUUUUGCAUAAGUAUUAUAAAUACACCACAAUGUAAGCACCCGUUUCAAAUAUCCUUAAUGGAACAUGGGAUGAAGUGCUGUCCUUCUGUUCAACUACUGUAAGGCAUUUUCUUUUGGCUUAUCCACAUUAAUAUGUUCAUAUGUCCAGUUUUUUUUGUAUUCUUAUCCAUUUUUGAUUGUCCACUAUGCAUACUAUAUAAGCAUUCAUAAUGAUUAUACCUGGAAUUUGAUUCAAUUCACUCAUAUCCUCCAUCAGAAACAUCAUUUGCUAUAAUACCAUACCUUGGGGUUUGUGAUGCUCUAUUAAUGUUAUUACUUAUUAUAAUACUGCACUAUCUCGGCCAGAUUGUCAUGCUAAUGAUUCUGUAUGCUUUGAUAGUU
Messenger RNA from Arabidopsis thaliana (thale cress), 1482 nucleotides. RefSeq lists its product as uncharacterized. Bases 1 to 1203 code for a protein of 400 amino acids. The record is from RefSeq and is marked reviewed. Lineage: Eukaryota; Viridiplantae; Streptophyta; Magnoliopsida; Brassicales; Brassicaceae. The transcript is spliced from 11 exons.